ACCUAUUUUAAAAUUAGCAGCAGUGCAUGCUAUAAAUAGAUCCCCAUUCUAAGAAAGUAGUUAGUAAAUUGUUAUUAUAUGAGAAAAACAUCUAACAAUCAUGUUGCUAAGACGCUUCGGAUUGAUACUUGUCCUAUUUGUGGCAGUCAAUGGUCAAUUUCCUGAGCAGCCAAUUUGUAAUAUGCGGUGCGGAAACGAUUAUCAACCAGUCUGCGUCAGACAGACCGAUGGAAUUAGUCGAGAAUUCAACAACCCUUGCCAGCUGAGUUUAUACAAUUGCCAAAGUAAUCAAAAGCUGCGGCCCAAUACUGCUUGCAUGAGGGAUAUCGUACAGGAUGCUGUGCGAGAUGCUUUGCGGAGACUUCCGUCUGCUUCUAAUUUCCAGCUCCGGAAUAUUCGAGAAUUCAUAGGUGCCCUAAGGAGGUUGGCACGCAGUCUGUAAUCAAUGACGACUGAUUAGAUUCAAUUUUGUUUAUUAAAAAAAUCGAUUCGAAA
This is a messenger RNA of Hermetia illucens (black soldier fly), 495 nucleotides long. RefSeq lists its product as uncharacterized. NCBI's taxonomy places the organism in Eukaryota, Metazoa, Arthropoda, Insecta, Diptera, Stratiomyidae. Gene Ontology annotation, molecular function: protein binding. The record is from RefSeq and is a predicted model, not a curated record. The coding region runs from base 101 to 442 and encodes 113 amino acids. The transcript has 3 exons.